Helianthus annuus (common sunflower) is the source of this 645-nucleotide messenger RNA. RefSeq lists its product as uncharacterized. The coding region runs from base 1 to 645 and encodes 214 amino acids. The transcript has a single exon. The record is from RefSeq and is a predicted model, not a curated record. Lineage: Eukaryota; Viridiplantae; Streptophyta; Magnoliopsida; Asterales; Asteraceae.
AUGGCCUUACUGGGGCAGCCGGGUUUGACUGGUGACUCGGACCGAUGGAUAUGGACUUUAGAUGGGUCGGGUGCUUUUUCUGUGCAGUGUGUUAAAGCUGCCCUUAAAAGGCAGCAGCAUGUACCUUCUCCCUACACUAUUAAACAUAAUAACUGGGUCCCCAAGAAGGUUGAGAUUUUAGCGUGGCGGGCUGAAAUGGAGAGGCUUCCAACUAAGUGUGCUUUGGAGCGGCGCAACAUAAACGUAGGUUCCAUCUUGUGUCCGAUAUGCAGUGAACAUAACGAGACGGCCGAGCAUUUGUUGGUAUCCUGUGGUUUUGCUCAAGCUAUCUGGCAGGCGAUUUCAUUAUGGCUCAAGAUACCUCCUAUUUUUGCUUUUGGAUUAAAAGAUAUUUUGGAGCUACACAAUUUUGUGGGAGUGUCAUUAAAGUCCAAGAAGGCGGUGUAUGCCGUGUGCCUAUCGGUGAUGUGGUGUGUGUGGAAAGCACGUAAUGAGCUGAUUUUUAACCAGACUGGAUGGUCUUUGGAGAAGGUCGUGGGUGACAUCAAAGCUCUAAGCUUCUUGUGGGUUAAAGCCAGAUCAAAACAUCCAGGUCUUGACUGGAAAAUUUGGAGUGGGUUUAACAUGUAUCAGCUGGGAUGGUAG